AGUUGCAAGCCUUGCAUGAAAUGGUCCAACAGAAAGUUGUGACUUUGCUAAGUGACCCAGAGAAUAUUGUGAAACAAACACUGAUGGAAAAUGGAAUAACACGUCUGUGUGUCUUUUUUGGACGUCAGAAAGCCAAUGAUGUUCUUCUAUCUCAUAUGAUCACUUUCUUAAAUGAUAAGAAUGACUGGCAUCUUCGAGGAGCUUUCUUUGACAGCAUUGUUGGUGUUGCUGCUUACGUUGGCUGGCAAAGCUCAUCAAUACUCAAACCUCUGCUUCAGCAAGGUCUCAGUGAUGCUGAAGAGUUUGUCAUAUAUAAAGCCCUCAAUGCACUUACUUGUAUGUGCCAGUUGGGGCUCUUGCAAAAGCCUCAUAUUUAUGAGUUUGCUUGUGAUAUUGCACCUUUCCUAUGUCAUCCUAAUCUUUGGAUACGUUAUGGUGCAGUUGGGUUUAUCACUGUGGUAGCACAGUAUUUGAACAUUGCUGAUGUCUACUGCAAGCUAAUGCCAUACCUCCAUCCUUUUAUCACACAACCAAUAAUACAGAUAGAUAAAGAAAUAGUCUUGCUAAGUGUACUUAAAGAGCCUGUCAGCCGUUCCAUAUUUGAUUAUGUCUUAAGAUCAAAGGAUAUCACAAGCCUCUUCCGACACCUUCACAUGCGACAAAAGAAGAGAAGUGGAGCUCUCCCUGACUGCCCACCCCCAGAGGAUCCUGCCAUUGCACAGCUGUUGAAGAAGCUUCUUUCACAAGGGAUGACUGAGGAGGAAGAAGACAAACUGUUAGCACUGAAAGACUUUAUGUUAAAAUCAAAUAAAGCUAAAGCAAAUAUAGUGGAUCAGAGCCACCUGCAUGACAGCAGUCAGAAAGGAGUGAUUGACUUAUCAGCUCUGGGAAUAACUGGGAGACAAGUGGAUCUUGUUAAAACGAAGCAGGAGCCUGAUGACAAACGUGCUAGAAAACAUGUAAAGCAAGAUUCAAAUGUAAAUGAAGAAUGGAAAAGCAUGUUUGGGUCCCUGGAACCACCAAACAUCUCCCAGCCAAUAUCCAAAGGACAUGGACAAACUACUGAUCCUGAAGCCAUCCAGGCUGGGAAGCCACUUCGUUCAGAGUCCUCGGCUGGCAUUUGUGCCACUUUGUCAUCCUCCCCGCAGGCAUCUGAUGGAACAGUUGUUCAACCCAGGAAACCCACCAUGCAGGUACUGAGCAGUACAGCGUCCCCAUCUGCACACCAGCUACGCAUCACCACGUGCAAAACCGAACUUCAGCAGCUGAUUCAGCAGAAGCGAGAGCAGUGUAAUGCAGAGAGACUUGCCAAACAAAUGAUGGAGAAUGCUGAGUGGGAGAGCAAGCCCCCACCUCCAGGAUGGCGUCCCAAGGGAUUGUUGGUCGCUCACCUUCAUGAACACAAGUCUGCAGUGAAUCGCAUUCGGGUCUCUGAUGAGCACUCCAUUUUUGCCACUUGCUCCAAUGAUGGCACAGUAAAAGUCUGGAACAGUCAAAAAAUGGAAGGAAAAACCACUACAACCAGAUCAAUUUUGACCUACUCUCGAAUUGGAGGACAUGUGAAGACACUUACAUUCUGCCAGGGCUCACAUUACUUGGCUAUAGCUUCAGAUAACGGUGCCAUCCAGCUUCUUGGUAUUGAAGCUUCAAAGCUGCCUAAAUCUCCAAAAAUUCAUCCAAUACAAAGCAGGUCCUUAGAUCUGAAGGAUGAUGGCUGUGUGGUAGAUAUGCAUCACUUCAAUUCCGGGGCCCAGUCAGUACUGGCUUAUGGUACAGUUAAUGGAUCUCUGGUUGGAUGGGAUUUGCGUUCUAGCAGCAAUGCUUGGACACUGAAGCAUGAUUUGAAGUUGGGCCUCAUAACUUCAUUUGCUGUGGACAUACACCAGUGCUGGCUGUGUAUUGGAACAAGCAAUGGUACCAUGGCAUGCUGGGACAUGAGGUUUCAGUUACCUAUCUCCAGCCACUCUCAUCCUUCCAAGGCCCGAAUCAGACGCCUGCUCAUGCAUCCUGUCUAUCAGUCCUGGGUAAUUGCAGCUGUUCAAGGCAACAAUGAAGUCUCCAUGUGGGAUAUGGAAACUGGUGAUCGACGCUUCACUUUGUGGGCCAGCAGUGCACCACCUCUCUCAGAACUGCAGCCUUCUCCUCACAGCAUCCACGGAAUAUACUGUAGUCCGGCGUCUGGUAAUCCCAUAUUACUGACAGCAGGCUCAGACAUGAAAAUAAGGUUUUGGGAUCUAGCCUACCCUGAGAGAUCAUAUGUUGUUGCUGGAAGUUCUAAUUGCCCAUCUGUUUCCUACUACAGGAAGAUAAUUGAGGGCACAGAGGUGGUUCAGGAAAUUCAGAACAAGCAAAAGAUGGGCCCCACUGAUGAGACCCCUCGGAAGGGGCCAGAGUCUCUCCCAGUUGGACAUCAUGAUAUUAUCACAGAUAUCGCAACUUUCCAGACCACACAAGGGUUUAUAGUAACUGCAUCAAGAGAUGGAAUUGUAAAAGUGUGGAAAUAAAAGCUGUACUAAUAUAUAGUAUGUAAAUAUUUGUAAUAAAGAAAUAGUGUUAUAAUGAAGUUUUCAAGGACUGUUUCCAGUUAAUGGAAUGGAAUGGACUUUAAAGACUAUAAAGGCGAUGAUAAAAUCAGUUACCUGUAUCCUACCACCCUGUUAGCACUUCUUAAUCACUUAUAUUAAGGUUUAUUGGUAUCUAUAGCAUUUCCUUGAGAUACCAAACAAUCUGUGAAGAAAUCAUUUAGCCUGGAUUUAACUGCAUUGUUCUUCAAGAAUCAGAAAAUUAUUUAAAUAUGUCCCACAUUACACAUUCUAAACGUGCACAAAGCAAAGAGCUGGUACAAGUACUUCAGUGUCUCACUGCUCCUGUGUUGCAUCUGAGAAAUGAAAUGAGAAUCAGUGCACUAAUGUCCCUGUACAUUCUAAUAACUGUAAUAAAGUCCACUUGAGCUUC
Molecule: messenger RNA, 2955 nt
Organism: Acanthisitta chloris (rifleman)
Lineage: Eukaryota; Metazoa; Chordata; Aves; Passeriformes; Acanthisittidae
Gene: PIK3R4
Product: phosphoinositide-3-kinase, regulatory subunit 4
Exons: 15
Biological process (GO): protein targeting to vacuole; autophagy of peroxisome; protein phosphorylation
Cellular component (GO): nucleus-vacuole junction; phosphatidylinositol 3-kinase complex, class III, type II; late endosome
Molecular function (GO): protein binding; protein serine/threonine kinase activity
Source: RefSeq, a predicted model, not a curated record